UUAGAGUCAACAUUUGAAGGAUGUCUGCAGACAUCUAUACAAAGACGAUUUGCAGUCAACUCUCGAAGCCUGACUUGGAUGAGUCAACUUACAGUCAAUAUAUGGACGAUUGUACUGUUAGGUCUUCGAAAGAAAAGAGCGGCUCCUCCGCCGCCAACGCCCAGACCACUCUCGUCGGCUAUUUCUACACAGACUUUAGAACACAGCGUCGACUCCGAGGAAUUGUUAACGUCCAAAAUGGGACCCUCGAAACCGUUGUCAGACAUUGGCGCGCCAUCAAAAAUCAGUGUCGACAUUGACCGUCUCAAAGUUAAGUCUGACAUCAAUAUCGACGCUCAGUCUACGCGCCAAUUGGACUCAGAUGAACCAAAAGCUGCGACGUGUGAAUCCACUGGUGACAUUCAACAGAACUAUGUGGCCAAAGAAAAUCCCAAGGCGUAUUCCAAAUUGGAUUCGGUCAACUCUAAACAUGUUGAGCAAAUGAUCACUUCUGUAGAAGCAACUCCGAGGGUAGAACAAGUUAGAGCGAGGAGAGUUGGAGAACCUGCACCCCUUCCCAAGCCCCGAAAGAUUAAUGUGAGUAAAAUUACCGUUUUGGAGUCUUCGAAAACAUCUAAACGGAAAAUAAUUCCACCUUUUGCACCGCCUAGAAUUCUAAAACGCAAUAACACAAACGUUUUAUUACACGAAGAUUCGAAUUCCAAGCAUGUCGAUGAAGCAUAUCUCAGCACUUCAAUUGUCGACGAUAUUUUCUCUUUGUUGGACGAACACGAUUCUGCUAAACUGAAGCCAAAAUAUACAUCAAAACACAACAGUAUAGCUUUAAAUGAAGAUCAGAUAAGUCUGCAGAAAGAGAUACCGGAAAUUACCAGCGAUAUUACAGCUGAAGAUAAUGCAUUUUUAAAAUCAAAUCAAUGUUUGAAUUAUCAAAUGGAAAGCAAUGAUUUACAAAACUCUACGAAACCAAUUUACUUUAAUUCAGAAGAAGAAGCACAUUCAAAAUCUAAAGAUUUUAGUCAAGAGAAACAAAAAUAUGUGCAAGAUGUUAUUAAUGACAUGGAAAAUAAUGCACCAUUAAAUUUGAACUUAUAUUUACAUAAUAAAAAACAUAUUGCGUUGAACUCUAUAGAAUUAAAUGUAUCUUCAACGAAAUCAUUAUUAUCUGCAUAUGAAGUUUCUGAAGAAAGUAGAAAUAAUUCUUCAGAGCAAGAUUAUAAGAUAAGAUCUGAACAGAUUGAUGAAAUUAAAAACCAACGUGAUAAUUUGUGGACAUCGAACAAUAGUUCUCUGAGUGAGAGUGUAACCAAAUUGACUCGCAUGAUUGAACCGAGAAGCGAGCAACCGAAGAUACCGCAUCAUCAAUUCACUCGCAAAAGAUCAUCCAACGCGCAGAAAAAGACAAUUUCUUUCAGUGAGAAAAGUGAAGAAAACGUUCAGGUGGUGAAUCCCGAGACAGAGAAGGAAACAUGCACAGUAAUUUCCACUAUACCGAAAUGCGAACAUCUGAAUGCUAUAAAAGAAGACAGUACUUCAAAUGGUAUCGCAAAGCGCGAAAUCGCGGAAGAUAUUGAUAAAUUGUGUGAAAAGCGUCAUAAUUAUCCUCACAAAGAAUUAAGUAGCACGAGGAAUGCUAAGCGUACUAAGGUGGUACGCAGCCAGUCCAAGUCGGAUGACUUCGAGAUGGACACUUUGAAGAAACAGAGACGAUAUCUCACCUUGCCUCCGAGCAAUGUUGCGCACGCUUUAAAUCUCAAUCUUCCCUCACAAAAUUCUACGUUUUCUGGUAUUGCGGAAAAGAGCCAGGAGCAAGUCACAACGCAAUGUUACACUGAUCGUACGGGAAAUGCGGAUGUAGAUAAGGGAACGUCGUAUGGUGAAUUAAUUACAGGUUACCAGGAUAUCCCAUCCGAGACUGAUAUCUUGCUGCAGAAGGUAUCGGAUACAUUAUCGAAUGUAUUACCAACUUCAUCGUCUCCAGUAUCGGAACCGUCGUUAAUUCUUGGGACAAAUUGCAUAACUGCAUCCAUGCAAAUGAACAAUGUUACCGCCGUUCCCGAUGUUUCCGUGAUCAAGUUAGAAUCUGCUGAGACAAAGGUUAACGAGUUCAACGAACUCUACAAGUUAUGUAACAAUAUUUCGGUAGAAAACACAUUGAGUAUCAGCAUGCCAAAUAUAACCGUAGCAAACUCGCAACAAGACACGUCUGAUUACGUAUCGGCGAUGAGCGAAGAUUUAUCGAUCAACGAUUGGGAGUAUCAACUUCCGGCACCACCGAGUGCUUUCCGCGACUCGCAUUUGCCUACCUUCGACAAUUACGACACGGUUACGCUGAACUCGAUGGAGGCCUUCAAAGAGUUUGCUUCAGCAAACCCUCUUGCUGAAUUGACAGAUGUAGACAGUAAUGAUAAGAAUAUUGAAUCAACAAAAGAUUUAUCGAAUAAUAUUGAGGUAAAUAGUGAGCAAAGAAUUUCAAGUGAAAAUAAAAUAGACCUUGUUAAGCGAAUGACGAGCAAGUCCUUUGUUAAGCAAACACCCAUCGCUUCGCAAAAAUUGGAAACCGAUUCAGAUCUACGAAAAGAGGUGAUUUCGGAACUGGAAAAUAAGAUAGAGAUUGGUGUAUUGGCACAGACCGUUAAUAAAGAUUUUGAUCGAAGAAAUAUGGACAGCCUGUCCGCACCGGAGUUGGCGCCCGUGGACAACACUCUGUCCAACUUCACUAUUACUACUUACACCAGGCAGAAAAGUUUAGAUAUUUUCGAGGAAUUUGAGGAGUCGAGUGAUGUUAUAAGAAACUCGGAAGAGAGAUUUAUCAAAACGUUUGCCACGUUAUCGAGAAACAACGCCGGUGCGUGUAAUUAUGAUCAGAGUAGCACGAUGAAGAGUACACAUUUGAUUAACAAUUUAUCGAAUAACAGAAGAAUAACAAAUAAAUCCGAAGAAUCAAAUACGAAUAACGCUGACUGUAAAAUGGAACCGAUUUGCGAUCAGGACAAGUCAUCCGACAAGUGGCGAUCUUUUAAUGUGAUCAAUGACAAAACUAAUAUCCAGCGAUCUAAGAGUUAUAUAUUGAUGUCUAACAACGCCAAAUAUCAGAAGAAGACGCAAGAAAUUGAUGCAAGAAAGCACGAAUCGCAAAUGAAGCUGGAGAUUACUGGUAUGAAAAAAGCUACGAGUAUCACUGAUUUGAAUGUCAACACGCGAAAAGAUAAUGAGAAGUUUCCACAAUGGAGGGACAACAUACUAAAAAAUCAAGAGAAAUCUACCAAAGAAAAUCAAUUACGAUCAUUGCAGGUACUGAAAAGUAUUUUACCGCAAUUGAAAAAUACUCAACAGGCGGAGGAAAAUGUGUCCAAAGAUUAUAAUAACACGCUAUCAAUCCAAAAAACAAUAUAUGAGGCUAAUUGUAAAUCCCACGAACAUACGAUCAGAAUGAAUGCAGAUUCGUUCUGCGAAUCUCAUAAUUUAAAAUCAGAAUGCAAACAAUUGCUGAAAGAAGAAAGCGCAAAGCAUUACGUUUACACUGGACCACCUGCAAUCAGUCUUGGCAGUUGGUUAGAGAGACCCAGCGUCAAUGUCCAAAUCAAAACAGACACCGAUUACAAGUUGGGAAAAAGCAAUAUGAUUAACGAUAGUAAAAUCAUUAACAUUAACGGCAAAAAGGAGAAAGAUAUUGCAAACUACGCCAACAGCAUUUGUAAGAAUGGCACCAGGCACGAACUCAAUGUUGAUUCUUUGGAAAAUAAAAAUUCUAACGAAUUAAUCGCACGCACGACAACAUCAAGUUUCAAGUUACCGGAUCGAUUUAACAUGGUAUCUCCCUACUUAGCAAGGAAUGAGGAUAAACCUGUUGUGAUGGGGAUUGAAUUGAAAAGAACUUCUUUUAAAGCGCCGAGGGAACUGUUGAGAAACGACAAAAAUGAGGUUGACACUACGCCAAUGAAUUUUAAAGAAUUGACGAAGACGUUCAAUCAAUAUACGGAUUUCAAGCAGAAAUCUAAACGCACUGAUAGACACUUGGCGCAUCAUCGCGAUACGAAACCGAACGAGAUGGAAAAAAUUACGAAUUCGAACGUCAAGGAAAACGAUCACGCUUGGUUUGCAAGAACGAUCGACAAAGAUGAUUUCUCAUUUAAAAGUCAAGUUCAACAAAUCUCACGGACAAAAAAGUUUACAUCUAUCAUAGGCGGGAUGAGCCAAAAACAUGAAUUGCAAAGCGAAAAACCCUUCAGAUGCAGCAAUGUCAUGAAAAUUAAUCCGCCAAUACCCGUUGUAAAAGGAUUCAAGAUAUCAAUUGCUGAUUCGAAGAUGAAUAAUAAUCAGACGAAUAAUUGCAACGGACUGUCGACGGUUGAGGACUCCAACAGGCACAUGCAGCCUCCUAAACCUCCUACAAUGCCAGUGAUAACAGGAGUAAUGUUUAAAAAUGCCAACACGAGACCCAAAUCAAUGCCGAUCCAAUUAAAUCCUAGGGAUAUGUUGUUGGAGUCCAUUCGGAAUUUCGGCGGACAUGAAAAGUUAAAACGUACUUCAGAGGGAUACUAAUUGUGAGUAGCUGCACAUACUUCAGAGGAUAAACUGAGCACAAAAAAUUUUUUAUAGUAAUAAUGCUGAAAGAUUUACAAAUUUUAUUCCAUUUAUUCUGUUAAAUUAAAAUCUAUAUCAUUUAUUUUUAAAUCGUUAAAAACACGAGAAUUACAUUCCAAAGAUCUUUCCGUUUAUAAAAGAAACACAAAGAGAAAGAGUUAAAACGUUUGCCCCUAGAAUACUUAAAGGCUUUUCGGGAUGUAAGCUAAAAAAUUCAAUUUACUGUUUUUUAAAUUCUGUACUUUUGUUUUAUAUUUUGUAUAUACAAACUAAUGUUCAACAUUAAAAAUUAAUUAUUAUUUAUUAUGCGUCAUAUCUUUUCGUCUAAAAAGAAACGAAAAGUUUAUAUCUAAAUAGAAAUGAUAGUGUAUGUUGCAUUUUCUCUCUCUUUCUCUUCAAUUCACAAAAGAAAAAUAUCUGCAUGUUUGUAUGUCUGCAAUUUUUAAUGUAACUUGAUAUAUUUGAUAUAUAGUUUAGCUAUAUAAUAAUAUUUUAAGGGUAAUACAAAAGUGCUGAACAAUAUAUUUUAAAUACAUAACAUAAUUUAUGUUGCUAGUAAGUCAUCUAUAGCUCAUCUAUUUGUGUUUUUACGUGUAAUUAUUGUGAUUGUAUUCUUAUGUGUAAUUGUGUGGAAUAUACUGAGAAGAAGAUUUAUGUCAUUUUUUGCUUUCCGUAUUUAAUGUGAAGAAAGCAGGAAAUCUUUUUUGUAAUAUUAAUCAUUGAGAUUGCAAAUAAUUUCAUUAAGAAUAUAUCUCAACAAAGUAUAUUCUCGAUAGUGUUAAGUAUAUUUGAAUUAAGGAGGUAGUCUACUCUUGAGAGCCAAAUUUAAAGGUAAUUUUGGAAAUUUUUAUGAAUAUAUAAAUUAUUAAGAUACACCUAAAAAAUGAUAAAUGUUUAUAAAGUCUAUACACUGUAGAUAUAAAAAAAGUUUCUCUUUCGUUUUUUGCAAAGUAGUACACAAUGACACCGAAGUUAAGCCCAAAGUAAAAAAAACGGAGUUUCUUGCGAGAGAGAAGUAAUAAUCGACAUAAAGGAAUUACGAGCAGUUACGUGACUAUGUUAAAGCAUUCCGGUAUUUUUCGGAUAUAUUUAAUCCUCAGCUAACACACUAUGUUAGAUCCGAUAUUUUGUCACACAUGGGUGUACAUACAUCACCCGACCAUUUUCAAUUGCAUAUAUCUCGGUACGUAAUGCAUAAAAUUUGAACAAUUUUUUAAAUUGAUACUCUAAAAGGUCAAAAAUAAAAGUAAAUAAAUGCGAAAAUCAAGAAGUUGAAUAUAUUCUAAAUAUUCAGAAAGAGCGAACAAUUUAUGAAUAUCAAGCAUUUUUGUAAACAGGCCAGGUGAACGAUACUUGGUGAAGGUCUAAGAAAGAUUUGAAUAGAAAAAUUUCUAUCUGCCUGAACCCUUUUUAGUCCAAAAUUUGUACCCGAUUGAGCCAAUUUUAUACCAAAUAAAUCCAUAAAAAAAGAUUCGCAUCCGAUUGAAUCCGUCGUAAUUCAAAAUCGGCGGAAAGAUUCCAGUCCGAUUAAAUCCAAUCUAAACCGGAUGCCUAAUGAAAAUAGGUAUUAAAUCAUUAUAUAAUCCUAAUAAACAAAACAAUAUUUUUGUAAUAUUUUAAGAAACAUUUUUC
Molecule: messenger RNA, 6216 nt
Organism: Solenopsis invicta (red fire ant)
Lineage: Eukaryota; Metazoa; Arthropoda; Insecta; Hymenoptera; Formicidae
Exons: 7
Coding region: 79-4542 (1487 amino acids)
Molecular function (GO): actin binding
Source: RefSeq, a predicted model, not a curated record